AUGAAUCAAUCUGAGUCGACCGCUCAACCUGAAGUACAUUCUACCGCUCGAGUUUACAACUUGAAGACCAGUGAUGAUUCAGAAAUCAUUGCGGGUACUUUUCAUAUAGCUGGAAAAUUUGUUUUAGUUUUGAUUAAUCCGGGAUCAAAUUAUUCUUAUAUCAGUAGUAAAUUGGUUAGAGAUUUGAGUCUUCCUUUAGAGCCUAUUCGUAGUGAGAUGAUUGUGAGGAAUCCUUUUGGAAAUAAGGCUCGGAUUUAUCAUUAUUAUGCUAAUGUGAAUUGUAGAGUGAAGCGAGUUCAAGUAACAAGUCUUGAUGGGGUAGAGGUUAGUAUGGUCAGUGAAAGAAUUAAUCCUUUAGCUAAUGUAAUAUCAUUGACGUCAGCCCGAAAGUUAAUGUUGCAAGGACGCAAAGUGUAUAUUUCUAAUAUAGUUGAUAAAAGUGUCAAAGAAAAGAAGUUUGAAGAUAUUCCUACAGUCAGAGAGUUUUCAGAAGUAUUUUUAGAUGAGUUACCCGGGUUACCUCCAGAUAUGGAGGUUGAGUUUCAGAUUGAAGUGAUGUUAUUAUCGAAGAAGAGCUUUGAAACUCUGAAGAAAGUUCUGACAGAAGCUCCGGUGUUGGUGCAACCUAAAUCAAGCAAAGAGUUCACAAUUUUUAGCGAUAAUUCCCAUAAUGGUUUGGGUUGCGUUUUAAUGCAAGUUGGGAAGGCAAUUGCUUGUGCUUCGAGACAGUUAACGCCUCAUGAAAAGAAUUAUCUGACGUGUGAUCUGGAGUUACCAACUGUGGUCAUUUUAAAUUUGACGCAAAGAAGAUGGAUGGAAUUGCUAAAGGAUUAUGAUGCAAUCAUUGACUACUAUCCCGCGAAAGCCAACAUUGUAGCGGAUGCUCUUAGUCGAAAGACUUUUACCACUUUACGUAGUUUGGACGCUCGAAUAGUGCUAAAGGAAAAUGAUGCAUUGAUGGCUGAGUUAAUGUUGAAGCCAUUUUUGUUAGAGCGGAUUAAGGAGUUGCAAAAGAAAGAUGAUAAAUGUUUAAAUUGGUUCGAGCAAGUAGAGAUAGGUGGACUUAAUGACUUCGAGGUGCCUUCAGGUUUGUUGCAACACAUCCCAAUUUCUCAAUGGAAAUGGGAAAACAUUACGAUGGAUUUCGUAAUUGGUUUGCCUUCAUCGUCGGGUAAAAAGGAUUCGAUUUGGGUAAUUGUGGAUCACCUUACAAAGUCUACACAUUUCAUCCUUGUGCGAAUAGAUUUUUCUAUGGAGAAAUAUGUUGAAUUGUAUGUCAAGGAGAUAGUGCGACUUCAUGGUGUUCCAAUCUCAAUAGUUUCUGAUAGAGUUCCCAAGAUUUUAGAAGUCCUUGCAAGAAGCUUUAGGCGAUAUAGAUCAAAUCCUGCACACAUCAUAACUCCAGAUGAAAUGGAAAUUCAUUCUAAUUUGACAUAUGAUGAGGAUCCAGUUCAAAUUUUAGCUUUUGAAAAUAAGCAGUUGCAGAAUAAAAUGAUUCCACUAGUUAAAGUCCUUUAG
Molecule: messenger RNA, 1518 nt
Organism: Hibiscus syriacus
Lineage: Eukaryota; Viridiplantae; Streptophyta; Magnoliopsida; Malvales; Malvaceae
Exons: 7
Coding region: 1-1518 (505 amino acids)
Molecular function (GO): nucleic acid binding
Source: RefSeq, a predicted model, not a curated record